AUGCUAAUGACUGAGACGUACACUUUGGCAGGUGCCACGAUUUCUAACAAUAACAAUCUCAUGGACGUUGACGCUGACGUUAUAAAUGAGCGAUUACGACUAAAAAUUCGACCAAGUCCACCUCAGUUUCCAUACCGAGAUGAUCCAUUUGAACUCACUGUGUACCUUGUAGAUCCAUCUGAUCACCUUAAAUCGGAUGUGACGGUGCCACUGAACGUGGAACUUUACUCGGCUGAGAAGAUGAUGCCCGUGGAGAAGGACAUUCUACACAUUGAUCCAAGUACAAAGCCCAUUAUGAAUGGGGACGGAAUCUGUAAACUUCGUAUGAGCAUCAGUGAGUGUUCAAUGGCACUCGGGAACCGGAAAUUUGUGCUUCAUAUCUCGGCUGCGACGACCAAAGAGACUGUGAAUUUAAACGUCACACCAGCUGUGACAUCCGAGAUGACAGUGAUUCAGCAUCGUUUACUUGUUCAAGAGAAGCUACCUGAGCUCUGGUAUAAGGAUGAGGGCGGCCGUGACAAGUGUAUGACGCUGCCCAUUUACCUUGUGAAUGCCAAGAACGAACGUGUGGGCAAUCGCCCCGUGCCGCUACGUGUGACGCUGCUGUAUGAAAACGAGCACCCAGUGCUGAAGCAGGACAUCCUCAAAAUGUCACCAGACUGCCAGCGGACUAUUGACUUGACGGGCAAGGCAGUGCUCAAGUUACGUAUCGAGGACGUGUCGAAGAACCAUCAGGGCCAAGCUUUUCGUCUCAAGAUCGAGGCUGACACAGCACAGUCGCCGCUUAACUUUGACGUGGCAUACGACCUCAGCUCGUCCAUCUCUGUGCGCUCGAAGCGCAACAAGCGCCGACUGGGCAAGAGUGUUCCGACGCAGAUCACACACCACAUCACCAAUGGUGGAUCUACACCGAUGUCAACGUCGUCAUCGCCAGCUUCGAACGCAGAAAAUGAGAUGAUGCUGGCCAGCGCUUUUGGCACUGCCGCGUUUACAGCAGAUGAUCGCCGCAAACGGAUGCGCACCGGAGGUGGCGCGUCCCCUGUUACUCCGCGUGUAGGCGGUAGUCCUCAGUCCAGUAAUUCGCUGACUGGUGCGAUGGAAAGCAUUUUAACUUGGACUGGCGGGGUCGUGAACGGACUCCACCAGUUGGAAUGGCAAACGGUGGGCUAUGAAAGCAAGAGUGACGGCAGGGCCGACCCGGAACGACCUAUAUACCGCUGCCCAGCAUGCUGGCGCUACAAAGAUGUCAUGACAUACGAAACAGCCCAGCACGAUACAAAAUGUUUGAUUGCCAAUCUUUUGCUCACGUAUGCCACGGAUACAAUGGGGCACCUUGACUUUGUGCUCAAGGGCAUUGAGCGAUUUCCAGCGAUGAUCGCCAGCGCGCAGGCUGCCGCACAAAAAGCAGCAGUGAAACCGAUGGGGCAAAUGUCAAACCAAAAUACUGGUGGACCGUCACUUAUAAGCCCACAUAAUGGUGGCAUGCUGGAUGUGAAUCCGUUGGUCGACGAUACAUCCUCGAACCAGCAAAUGAUGAGUUCGUCUAUGAUGAUGAACUCUACGAUGGGACCUAGCGCAUCUGGAAACCAGUUUUCUAUGGGCAACAGCUCGUCUGGAAUGGCUACAACGACUUCAGGUGCUAUGAGUGGUCUGACUGGAAUGGAGGGUCCUCCUGGUUUGUUCCGCAACAACUCGGGUGGGCUUACAGAAUUUAUGCGCUCGCUGGAUGACCAAGACUCAAGCGACCCGAUGUUUUAUCAGAACCUCGCUGGCAAUGCAAGCAACAACAACCAGAUCGCCGAUGCGAUUGAGAUGCAAGUGUUUUACGUAGUUGCACGCAUGAUCACGCUAAAUGCCAGCAACGCCAUCGGCUUUCCGGCCUUUGACGUUAGUAUGAACCUGUUGGGAUUUUACCAAGAGGGUCGUGAGAAUGCGACGACUGAGGUGGUGUUUGUACCUGUGAGCAAUAUCUCUGCCAUUUCUCAAGGCGAGAUCCUGGAGACCCAGCGGCUGCUGCAGGCGGAGAUGAAGAGCAACAGCUCUGCGGUGCACACGUUGGCGCGCUGUAACAAUGAUUUGGUAAAGCUGAAGGAAGAUGUGAUCCUUUUCCAUUGGAACGCGAAGGACCGGAUUGCUCCAAAGUGGUAG
Peronospora farinosa is the source of this 2148-nucleotide messenger RNA. The record is from the annotation of a GenBank genome assembly. Lineage: Eukaryota; Oomycota; Peronosporomycetes; Peronosporales; Peronosporaceae.